This is a messenger RNA of Colias croceus (clouded yellow), 1610 nucleotides long. Its product is annotated as venom serine carboxypeptidase-like. Lineage: Eukaryota; Metazoa; Arthropoda; Insecta; Lepidoptera; Pieridae. The record is from RefSeq and is a predicted model, not a curated record. The transcript has a single exon. The coding region runs from base 106 to 1506 and encodes 466 amino acids. Gene Ontology annotation, molecular function: serine-type carboxypeptidase activity. Gene Ontology annotation, biological process: proteolysis.
UAGUUAAUUCGUACAUUUGUAAAUACAGUUUAAUUGCUCUUUCUUGAAAAAAUGCAUUGAAGAUUUCUCAUAUAAACAAUUCGAAAGAAAAUUUACCUAUUGAAAAUGAUAACGAAUAUUAAGAUAAUCCUUGUGACUUGUAUAUCUGUUUUAUCUGCAGUAAAAGGUUCAUUGUUUCCUUUUGUUUAUCCACGUAUCAAUCUUGAAGCAAAAUAUAAUGAAAUUUCAGGUGAUCCAUUAAUACUUACACCAUACCUUGAGAAACGCGAAAUAAAUUUAGCACGGAAUCUCUCUCGUGUCAGUUUUACUGAGAAAAUUGGGUUUUCUAGUUAUGCCGGUUUCUUCACAGUAGAUAAAAAAUAUGAUUCAAACCUAUAUUUUUGGUAUUUUCCUGCAUUCAAUAAGAAUAAGGCCGCACCUGUUGUGUUGUGGCUCCAAGGAGGACCAGGUGGGAGCUCACUGUUCGGUUUAUUCACUGAAAAUGGACCAUUGAUAGCAAAGAAAAAUGGAUUCGCAGUAAGAAAAUAUCACUGGGCUAUCGAAAACAAUCUCAUCUUUAUUGAUAAUCCAGUGGGGACUGGAUUUAGUUUCACAAAGGAUAAGGAUGGAUACUGCAAAGAUGAAACAUGCGUAGGGAAAGGACUGUACUCAUGUUUGCAUCAAUUUUUCACAUUGUUUCCUAACUUGCGAAACAAUGAUUUUUACAUCACUGGCGAAUCAUACGCUGGCAAGUACAUACCAGCCUUGGGAAUGCAAAUUCACAAUCAGAAUAUGAUUUCUAAAAACAAAAUUAAUUUAAAAGCCAUGGCGUUAGGUAAUGCUUAUUGUGAUCCAAUAAAUCAACUAGAUUAUGGAAAUUAUUUAUACCAGCAUGGUUUAAUAGAUUUCAACCAACAGAAAUUGUUUUUGAAAAUGCAAGCAGAGAUCACAAAUGAAUUGAAACAACAAAAUUGGGUAGAAGCUGGUAUACUUAUGGACAGACUAAUGGAUGGUGAUCUCACAAACUUCUCAUAUUUUAAAAACUACACAGGUUUUAGUAAUUACUACAAUUUUUUGGAGGAUAAAGAUCUGACGGAUACAUCUGUGUUUAUAAAACUUUUGAAUAAUGAUAAAAUAAGGAACAGUGUGCAUGUUGGUGGGUUACCAUUUAAUGAUGGUAGAGACGUUCAAAUAAACUUAAGUGCAGAUAUACUACAGUCAGUGGCCCCUUAUGUGUCAGAAUUGUUAUCUCAUUAUCGAUUAAUGUUUUAUAAUGGACAGUUGGAUAUAAUCGUAGCAUAUCCAUUAACAGAGAACUUUCUCCGUAACUUAAAUUUUUCGUCUUCUGAAGAAUAUAAAGUUGCACAACGUAAAAUAUGGAGGCUCGGUGAUAAUAUUGCAGGAUAUUAUAAGAAAGCUGGUAAUUUAACUGAGGUUUUGGUGCGGAAUGCUGGCCACAUGGUACCGCAUGAUCAGCCUAAGUGGGCUUUUGAUCUCAUUCACAGAUUUAUAUUGAAUAAACUAUAAAUAUUUCGUUGGUAUUUACUUAAGUAACUGAUCGAUCAAUAUUCUGAAAUAUUUUUUUUUCUAUUAUUAUUUUUGGGUUGCGGGAAAUAAAACCUUUAAUAAGC